AUGGCGUUGGGUAUUGGAAACAGAUCCUACCGUGAGCUCGUCCUCGAUGCAGCUACCGCCAGAGCAACUGGAGAAGACCAGGCACCCUUUAUCGGGGACCAGAUCGAAUAUAUCGUCGCAACAUCCUUCUCCCUGCGUUUCACGUCCUUCAAAAAUUCCCAUCCCGAGAUUAGACCAGAAGACCAAGUGCGAUGGAUACCAACCGUGCAGUUGAAAGUGAUGCCGGAGGACGAGGAACUUAUCGCUCGAGCUUUGGCUGAAUUUUCCCCCGAAUCCACCGAUACAGUGACAGAUCACGGCUAUUCCCAAUCUGCGAGAGAGGACCUCCGUUUGGGGGUAGAGUACGUACAAGAAGACUUCCACAGUAAUGAACGUUUGCAACGCAUUGGAUUUAUUGGUGGUCCUUCUGAGAUGUCUUGGGUGCGCGACCUAAACCGGGCAGUGGAGAAGGAUACCGAAAUGCUUAAUGCAAACACUCCAGACCAAUCUCCAAGCGACGACCCUCAAGCUCUGAGUAAGGUGAGUUAUUUCCUAGACGACCAGAAGAUGACUAUUGAUGAUAACAUUGAUGUUCACAUUCGGUCUUCUGAAGAUAUUGCAGAGAGGCUAGUCUGUCUAUAUUUCCAUACUAUACAUCCUUCAUACUCCAUCAUUAGCAGAUUAUCCUUCACGCAGCAGUUGGAAAGCUAUUACACGAAACCUUAUUUGCGGCCAACAAAAAAGUGGCUCGCAAUUCUGAAUCUAGUUUUCGCCGCGGCGGCCAAGCUCGCACACUUUAGUACCUCAACAUCUGGUGCAAGCCAUGGAAGCCCCUAUGGUGUACUUCUCCCGGGCUCAGAGACCUAUCUUUACAGGUAG
This is a messenger RNA of Aspergillus caelatus, 858 nucleotides long. Its product is annotated as fungal specific transcription factor domain-containing protein. The transcript is spliced from 3 exons. The record is from RefSeq and is a predicted model, not a curated record. NCBI's taxonomy places the organism in Eukaryota, Fungi, Ascomycota, Eurotiomycetes, Eurotiales, Aspergillaceae. The coding region runs from base 1 to 858 and encodes 285 amino acids.